AUGGCUACCGUCGCUGCUGUGGCCAAGGAGGGCCUCUUUAUCCCUCUUGUGGACUUUUCCAAAUUCCUGAGCGGCACCCCGGAGGAGCGCCGAGCCACCGCCAAGACCAUCCUCCACGGGUUUCAAACCGCCGGAUUCAUCUACCUGGAAAACCACCCCAUACCCGCCGACGCCGUCAAGCAUGCCUUUGCCCAUUCCGCCCGCUUCUUUGCCCUCGACGCCGCGGCAAAGCUGAAGCUGAGCUGGACCACCCCAGAGGCGAACCGCGGCUACUCGGCGCCCGGACGUGAAAAAGUCAGCCAGUCCCUCGACACGGCCGAAGUGGACAAGAUCAGAAGCGCAGCUCCGGACUUGAAGGAGUCUCUCGAGAUUGGCAGGGACACCAACCCCAAGUAUCCCAACCCCUGGCCCGCCGAGGAAGGAAACCUGAAGGGGUUCAGGGCCGGCUUGCUGGACUUCUUUGCCAGGUGCCAGGAACUGCAUCUGCAGCUGAUGCGGGCCAUUGCCCUGGGCAUGAACCUCGACGAGGCAUUCUUUGCCAAGUUUGUGGACGCGGCUGACAACACGUUGCGGCUGCUGCAUUACCCGGGAGUUGGCGCCCACGUCUUCAAAGCAAAUCCGGGCCAGGUCAGAGCUGGGGAGCAUAGCGAUUACGGAUCAGUGACGCUUCUUUUCCAGGACGAUCGCGGUGGUCUUCAGGUCAAGUCGCCGACGGGCCAAUUCGUGGAUGCCACACCCAUCAAAGGCACCAUUGUCGUCAAUGCCGGCGAUUUGCUGGCUCGCUGGAGCAACGACACCAUCAAGAGCACAAUACAUCGCGUGGUUGAACCACCUGGCCAGGGCCAGGACCACCCUCCUCGGUAUAGCAUCGCAUAUUUUUGCCACCCAAAUGCCGACAGCUUCAUCGAAACGCUGCCGGGAACGUACGCAUCGACCAAGGACAAGAAGUAUGACGGCGUGAACAGCAAGGAGUAUCUGGUGCGGAGGCUAACGGCCACCUACUGA
Ustilaginoidea virens is the source of this 1005-nucleotide messenger RNA. RefSeq lists its product as uncharacterized. The transcript is spliced from 4 exons. Lineage: Eukaryota; Fungi; Ascomycota; Sordariomycetes; Hypocreales; Clavicipitaceae. The record is from RefSeq and is a predicted model, not a curated record. The coding region runs from base 1 to 1005 and encodes 334 amino acids. Gene Ontology annotation, molecular function: dioxygenase activity.